GUCACUGAACAGGCGGAAACAGCAUCAAAUUGGAUCUGGAUACAGCGGGAGGUGCGGUGGCAGAGCAAACCUGUUGAAGGACCAAAAACGGCAUAGAGUUGGGUGGUGGUCAGCAGGGGUAGAUCCAGGACGCUGGAUCUACUGUCGAGCCCUCCCGAGGUGUUAUGGGCUUAAAUCGACGAAACACCAAGGAAGGGGGGUGCCCAUCUGAUGACCGGCUGUAGCCACCUAACUCUUGUAGUGUUGAGAGAUGCAACCAAGCCUUGAGCUGGCCCAGGGAGAAGGUUGGUGCUUGGAAGGAGGAGAGAAGGAGAGGAGAGAGCGAUGCCACUGGCUCACAGAUGGGGCAGGGCAGAGUACCUGUAAAGGUGGGCCAGUUGCGAUGAUCACAUCGUUUUUGCAUAUCUUUUCUGGUUGACCCGGUGACUACUUGGAAAGACAAGUUGGCGACCGAGGAAGAACGGUGACAGCUAGGAAAGACUGCUGACAUUUGGGAAAGACCAAAACUGGGGUGUGGAGGUUUGGCAGGCCGAAGCACAACCUUCGCGAGGAGGGACCCAUUGCUAAUCGCUAUGGAAAGGUACAUUAUAAGACACCCCCAGGGUCGAGCGAGAGCGGGGGAGGAUGAUCGGCCCACAGGACAGACCUUUGGUAUGACCACUCAUGAUGGACUUUCGACAAUGGAACAGGUAAACGAUUUAUCCCGGGUCUGCAGAUGUGGUAAGAUAUGUAAAAAUGGGAGGGGUCUGAAGAUACAUCAGUCAAAGAUGAAGUGCUUGCAACCGGAACAUAAUGUGCAACGCACAGGGAAACCUGGUGAGACGGAGGAGAGGCCGGGGCAGGAGGCAAACCACAGUCCCCCGAAUCUCCAGGCACACGAUGAAGACGGGAGUAGGAACGGCAUCACUGAUGUGUCAGAGGACACAAAGCACCAGACAGAGAUGGAGGGUACACAGGACAUUAGACGACCUGGACAGGACAUAUGGGUAGGAGUGGCCCGAAAGGAAUCAGUGAACUGGCCCGCUGCAGUGGCAAGGAAGGAGUGGGAGAGGUUUGAUCAUGAUGUGGAUGACGUGCUGGAAACGGCCUUGGCAGGAGAUGUGGGCAAGAAGCUCAAGGCUAUGGCUUCCAUUAUUUGGAGCAUAGGCGCUGAUCGCUUCGGAAAGAAAGAGCUGAAGGCUAAAACAAACACCCAGCCAAAGGAAAGCAGACGCUUGAAGGAAAUAGCAAUCCUUAGAGGGGAUCUGCGGAGGCUGAGGAAGGCAUUUCGUGAAGCAGCAGGGGAUGAGAGACCAGCACUCAAGGAAAUCCGUGACAACUUGAGGGAGCGCAUUAAGACCUUGCGAAGAGCUGAAUGUCACCGUAGGGACAGGAAGCGACGAAUGAAGGAGAGGACAGAUUUCACCAAGAAUCCUUUCAAAUAUCUGUCAAAACUUCUGGGCGAUGUAAGAUCAGGGGAGUUGAAAGCAACAAAGGAGGAGGUGGAGGAGCACCUUCGUCAGGUCCACAGUGACCCCAGAAGGGAGGACAGUCUGGAGGAGAUGGAGAAACUCAUACAACCAGCAGAACCAGCUACCCCCUUUAGAGCUGAGGAACCGAGCUGGCAGGAGGUGAACACCUUUCUCAGGAAGGCCAGAGCAAAAUCAGCCCCAGGGCCGAAUGGCAUUCCAUAUAAGGUGUACAAGUAUUGUGAAAGGCUUAAGAGACGACUUUGGAAGUUACUGAGAGUUGCAUGGAAGAAGGACUUCCUUGCUGAUAGUUGGCUGGUCGCUGAGGGAUGCUUCAUCCCUAAGGAAGAAAACUCUAUGGGGAUUAAGCAAUUCCGUACCAUCUCACUCCUUAAUGUUGAAGGCAAGAUUUUUCUUGGGAUUCUGGCGAAGAGACUGACCACCUUUAUGAUGGACAACGGGUACAUGGACACGUCCGUCCAAAAAGGGGGAGUUCCAGGGGUGGCAGGCUGUCUUGAGCACACCAGCAUGAUCACCAAGAUUAUCGAAGAUGCAAAGAAGAACCGUGGUGACCUUGCAGUUCUGUGGCUGGAUUUAACAAAUGCAUUUGGGACGAUACCCCACAAGCUGGUGCAUUUGACGUUGAAGACCUACCAUGUCCCAGAGCGAUUCCAGAAGCUCUUGCAGCGUUACUAUGACAACUUCAACAUGCGCUUCUCCUGUGGAGACUUUACCACAGAAUGGCAGAGGCUAGAGGUGGGCAUUGUCACUGGAUGCACAGUCUCAGUGAUUUUGUUUUCAGCGGCGAUGAACCUUCUCGUUAAAUCAGCAGAGAAGUUGCGUCGAGGCGCAGUGUUGGCAAGUGGCAUCCAGCAGAUACCUAUAAGAGCAUUUAUGGACGACCUCACCAUCACGGCAAAAUCAGUACCUGAAGGGAGAUGGAUCUUGGAGGAUCUGGUUGAACUCACCAAUUGGGCAAGGAUGGAUUUCAAACCAGAAAAGUCCAGAAGCCUGGUGUUGAGGAAGGGGCGUAUUCAGGACCGGUUCCGCUUCAGGAUCAAAGAUACCAUCAUCCCAACGGUCCAAGAGAGACCGGUGAAGAGCUUGGGGAAAUGGUACAGGGCAGACCUCAACGAUAAGCAGAGUGUGAGGGAGAUGAUUAUCCAAGUAGAUACCUGGAUGACAUCCCUAGAGAAGAGUGGCCUACCCGGCAAGUAUAAGGCCUGGGGUUACCAACACGGGGUACUUCCUAGGCUGCUCUGGCCAUUGCUUGUUUAUGAGGUACCUGUCUCUAUCGUCGAGGGAUUGGAGAGGAGGAUUAACACCUAUUUGAGGAGGUGGCUGGGCGUCCCAAGAAGCUUCUGCUCCAUUGGCUUGUAUAGCACAGGCAGCAAGCUGCAGCUGCCAGUAACAUCAGUGGUCGAGGAGUAUAAGGCGACAAAGACACGCCAGGCCAUGAUGCUGCGAGACAGCAAAGACGAAAGAGUACGCCAAGCAGGUAUUGUGGUCAGGACAGGUCGUAAAUGGUCAGCCAGCAGAGCAUUGACGGAGGCUGAGGAUCGACUGCAUCAUGCUGACAUCGUUGGGACAGUAGCUCUGGGCAGGCUUGGACUGGGUUGCUCCACCAGAGUAAGCUGGGAAAAAGCUGACCCAAAAGAACGUCGCGGCAUGGUGCAGAGGGAGGUCCGUAAAGCAGAGGAGGAAACCCGGCAUGUCAAGGCUGUUGCUAUGAAAAAACAGGGCAGCUGGACAAGGUGGGAGGGCGUGCAAGAAAGGGCCCUGACGUGGCAGGAGAUCUGGACCAUGGAAGGACGUCGGAUAAAGUUCUUGAUGUGUUCUGUCUAUGAUGUCCUGCCUACCCCAUCAAACCUCCAUAUUUGGGGGAUAGCAGAGAACCCCAGCUGCACGCUGUGUGGAAAGACAGCCAAUCUUGAGCACAUCCUUUCAGCAUGCCGGUCAAGUUUGACAGACGGGAAAUUCCGGUGGCGUCAUGAUAAGAUCCUGUCUCGGUUGGCGGAUGGUGUGGAACAGGCAAGGAAGAAUCGUAAAUGGCUUUCUGAUGGGCACCACUUUAUCCAUUUCGUCAGGACAGGAGAGAGCACUGCAGCGGUACGGAGGAGCAGAGGGGUCCUGGCCUCAGCAAAUGACUGGGAGAUGUGGGCAGACCUGAAAAAGCAGCUCAAAUUCCCGGAGGAGAUAGCACUCACUAGCCUCAGACCAGAUAUUGUACUCUGGUCUAGAGGUACCAAGCAGGUGGUGCUCAUAGAGUUAACUGUACCCUGGGAAGAAAGGAUGGAGGAGGCACAUGAGCGUAAGCUCAAAAAAUAUCAAGGCCUUAUCCUCGAGAGUCAGCAAAAAGGAUGGAAGGCCUGGAAUCUACCAGUAGAGGUCGGCUGCAGAGGUUUUGCGGGACAGUCGCUCUGGAGAACACUCGGAUUGUUGGGGAUUGAAGGGAUGGCCAGGAAACAGGGGUGCCCAUCUGAUGACCGGCUGUAG
This is a messenger RNA of Rhinichthys klamathensis goyatoka, 3944 nucleotides long. RefSeq lists its product as uncharacterized. NCBI's taxonomy places the organism in Eukaryota, Metazoa, Chordata, Actinopteri, Cypriniformes, Leuciscidae. The transcript has a single exon. Bases 573 to 3944 code for a protein of 1123 amino acids. The record is from RefSeq and is a predicted model, not a curated record.